This is a messenger RNA of Ostrinia nubilalis (European corn borer), 2622 nucleotides long. RefSeq lists its product as uncharacterized. Bases 1 to 528 code for a protein of 175 amino acids. The record is from RefSeq and is a predicted model, not a curated record. Lineage: Eukaryota; Metazoa; Arthropoda; Insecta; Lepidoptera; Crambidae. The transcript has 3 exons.
AUGACCGGCGGGCCCGGCCGCAGUGCCUCCGACGCCGAGCGCCGCGGCACACGCGCGCCCGAUAAUGACCGACAACACCCCCCGCUAAGCGCCCCACACAACCCGUCUGGGGCUCGGACCCUCUGCUUAACAGAAUGGCAGCUGCCACAACGUGCUAACAGUGAUAAAUCAGUGAAUUUGACUAAAGUGAAACAGAACUCACAAUCCAAAAUGAGACAAGACAGCGAUGCCUCAGCCCUGGCUGAGAGAGUAGCCGCUUUCAAAAGCGACCCCGAAAAGCUCCGGCAGGCCACAGAAUUUGUUGACCAACUCAUAGAGCAAGCUAAGAAAGAGGCUGAACUAAAACAAAAAGAGAAAGACAGAAGUAAAUUCGAACCACAAGACCCAGCUGCGGGCAACCUGAAGCGGCGACUGGGACGCGCGCGCGGCUUCGUGCUGCGAAUGUUCGACGCGCUGUGCAACUGCACGCAGACGGCCGCCGCCGCCGCGCGUACCACUGCACGCAACAACCCCUUCACCAAGCGUUAACGUGCUUCCGAAGUAAUCCGAAGACCGCGCCUCAGCGACCCACCUGACUUGACAACCCUAUGAAGAGCUUUGACUUCGCGCGUCCAUAGCAUCGAUGACCCAACUGGCUGAAAAAAAAACAACCGAAUGGAGAACCUCCUCCUUUUGUUGAAGUCGGUUAAAAAUAACCGUCACGACGUGAUUAGCUGCUUCGCUAGAGCGAGAAUCGCGCGUCUAGACUGACUUCAAAGACACAAUGAAUUAAAUCGUUACUUUCUCGAAACACAAACACGUUUCUCGCUCUAGACUAAGGGCCAUGGACUUCUUCGGAUGUCGAACUGGCUCUGUAAGAAACCAUUCAAAGAGACUCAAGGAGUGGUAACUAAUUUCACUAGACAAGAAUCGCAUAUCGGCUAUAGAUUCGAAAACCCAACUGGCUUUAAACAUUCCAUUAAUGGAGCGCUAAUCAGCUUUCUUGACCAUCCACCAGCAGAAAAUCAGAAUAGUCAAAGAUUAAACUAAGCCACGAAUCCUUGAUUUUCCACCCUAUCCUUAAUAUCGACAUUCGAUUCAAUCGACCUAAAAAGUUUAUUCAUUCCCUUACCUUACUUAAUGAUGACUGAUUUGAUUCCGGAUCCCUUCCGAUUUACCUCAGCCACAAUCACAACUACUUACGCAGCGUAUUUUGUUGUAGUAAUGAAAAGAAAAUCCUUUUUGUGAGAAAAUGAAAUUUCUUGCCAUAUAAAAAAUCCAUUUUCUGGUCUAGCGGAGCGUAGUCAUAAUGUUCAAGCUCAUGCCUACCAGAAAUCUUUUUCUUUUCCGUGUUCCACGUAGAAAAUAUUUAAAAGAAUAAUGAAUCUCCUUUCUAAACCACUGGGUAUAACAGCGUCGAAGUUAUGGAAGGUUGUACCUACAGGAAAACGCUCUAAAUGAAAGUCUCAAAUUACGAUCCAAAGGUAGAAGUAGAUACACUCAAGAAUAUUAUAAUAUGAUUGUAAUCAGUUUUAAUGUAAUAUCAACAGCAGUCCCACAUAGUAAUCUGUCUACACCUUUCCCCGAUUAGUGUCUUCCCUGAACUAUAGUAACUUACCCCUUUAACAUGGUGUUAUGUGAUCGGUGUGACGACGCUUAUAGUGUAAGAUAAUGUAUUUAGCAAUAUUUAGUAGAUAUCUGGCAUACCUACACCAUGUACGACUGUCCUAUACUGUGUAUUUUCGAAUGUUUUAUCUGUUUGGAAUAUUGUAUACAGUGACGAAGCUUACACUUUAUUUUCUUUCUGUCUUAUAUUUAACAGUGAUAUUCAACGAGGGCGACCAGGGUGGCGAAGACAUGUAAAGGAAAUCUCAUAACUUAAAAUUGUUACUAAGAGAAUUGUAACCUAAAAGAUCAUAGCUGCGUAAGACGUUACAAACAGCAAAGAGGUCGUGAAAUAUUUUUCCAAAGACGGUCGCGCUCAUGAAAAGUUGGAAAAUCACUGUUUAGAAGCAUCGACUCUACGAGUGCGCAACCUUUACUAACACUUUUCUAACUUUUACAAUGUAUGUAUGUUCGUAUUUAUUGCGAAAUUAAAUAUGUACUUUAACACAUAAGUUUAUUUAAGGCUAUCUAUUAAGUCGAAUUUAUAAUUUGUUUACAAUGGCUUAGCACAAAACAUCACAUGCUCAAACUCUCACGUUUCUUUGUGUUUAUCAGUAUUACGUGAAAUUUCCUUUAGGUGCCGAUUAUAAAUAAAACGUAUCUGUAUUAUGUAGUACAUGUUUUCUAAUAAAACCUAAAUGUAAGCAUAUAUCUACUUAUAAUAUAUUUAUGGAUGGGAUCUAGAGAUAGUCUUUGUUCUCUGAAAGAAAACAAUUACGUUAAAGCUAGGAUUCUAGGAUGAAAUUGAGCUUGGAAUCAGACAUUAAAAUUGUAUGGAUGUAUUAAAUGGAUGUUUAAAAUUAUGCGAUUAACAACUAUAAUUGAGAAAAUAUAUUAUUAUAUUUUUCAGGUUCAUAAGUAGAUACCUACGUAAUAAGUAAGAUGAAUCUAUGUUUGAAAUAAAUGUUCAAUGUGAUAUCCUGCCUAUAACCUUUACUUCCGGUGUGUUUUCUCUUAAAUAAAGUGGUUUUGUAAAUA